Messenger RNA from Scleropages formosus (Asian bonytongue), 1791 nucleotides. RefSeq names its product cellular communication network factor 1, like 1 (gene ccn1l1). The record is from RefSeq and is a predicted model, not a curated record. NCBI's taxonomy places the organism in Eukaryota, Metazoa, Chordata, Actinopteri, Osteoglossiformes, Osteoglossidae. Gene Ontology annotation, biological process: cell adhesion; positive regulation of cell differentiation; positive regulation of cell migration. The transcript is spliced from 5 exons. Gene Ontology annotation, molecular function: heparin binding; integrin binding. The coding region runs from base 1 to 1137 and encodes 378 amino acids. Gene Ontology annotation, cellular component: extracellular region.
AUGAAGGGUCAGCAGGGGACCCCCAUUGCUCGCUCUGACACCUGUCUCGAUCUCCCACUGCAGUUCCAGGUGGAAGGUGGCUGCCCCGAGCAGUGUUCCUGCCCCCCGUCGCUGCCCUCCUGCCCUACGGGGGUCAGCUGGGCCACGGACGCCUGCGGUUGCUGCAGAGUAUGCGCACGGCAGUUUAACCAGGACUGUGGCCCCAGCGAACCCUGCGACCACAUCAAGGGCCUGCGCUGCCAGAUGGGGGCUGGCGGGGACCCGGAGCGAGGCCUGUGCCGAGCUGAGGCCCAGGGGCGGCCCUGCGAAUUCGAUGGGCGCCUCUACCAGCACGGCGAAGACUUCCGACCCAGCUGCCACCACCAAUGCAGCUGCAUGGAUGGUGUGGUGGGCUGCAUGCCGCUGUGCCCUCACCGGGUGCCCCUGCCCGAUUGGCGCUGCAUCAGGCUGCGACUCGCCAGGCCGCCUGGGAGCUGCUGCGACGAGUGGGUCUGCGAUGAUGACAACCACAUCGCCGAAGACUCAGGGGAGCCCCAACCAGGAUCCCCCCCGGUCCCUCAACCACACCCUGACCCAGCCAGCAAUGAGCUCGUGCUGAUACCCUCAGCCCUGGACAUCAGCGCCGGGACCCUUUUUGACGAAGGGAUGACUCUUCCGGUGUCACACGCCCAGCUCAUGUCCAAGUGCUUCCCCCAGACCACUGAUUGGUCUCCCUGCUCCGCCACAUGUGGGAUGGGCGUGUCCAGCAGAGUAACCAAUAGCAACGCGGCGUGCCGACUCAACAGUGAGACGCGACUGUGCCAGGUGCGACCAUGCAACCUUGACCUUGGCUACUCUCUCAAGGUAAGCAGGUGCGAGCACACGGUGAGGCCUCGCAAGCCGGUGCGGAUCACGUUUGCAGGCUGCUCCACAGCACGCCGGUACCGUCCCAGGGCCUGUGGGUCCUGUGGAGACGGACACUGCUGCGUGCCCUCGCUCACACGUACCGUGCGCCUGCGCUUCCGCUGUCGAAGCCGGCGGGGCUUCGCGCGCGACGUCAUGUGGGUGGAGCGCUGUAGUUGUGAUACCAGCUGUCCUGUUUCCAGCCUCCCAGCUUCCCCGAGCCUGCCCAGCGACAUCCACACCUACAGCCACUGAGACCCGCUGUCCACUCGGACACGCCUGGGUUUGGACCGUGUGUGGCUGCAGUCGUCGACUGUCCAGGGUGGGACUCAAUGUCCAACUGUGUCAGGGGUGAGGACUCAGUGUCUCCCCUUCCCACCAGCAACAACAAUCACACAAAUGGCUCAUCUCAUGCACCUCAUUUAUGAUUUAUGAGAUUAGGAGGGUUUUUCCGGACCAUCUGGACUCUCUCUGACCUCAGUAGCAAAGUUAAGUGUUUGAUGAUGAAUAAUUGGCAGGUUUAUAAAUCACAAGGCUGUAAAACCGUAAAGCACUUCACGAAACUGUAAAUGCACGCUCCUCUCCAGAACUGCCCAUCUGCUUCAUCUUUAAUUUGAAGCUGUCUUUUACCCCCUCUCUGUAAGAUCACAAUGUUUACCGUAGCAACCGAGUUAUGCUACACAUAUACAUCACUAUGUGUAUCCUUCCGAGACCCAACGAAAAAAGUUUUUUGGACAAAUUUAUAAGAUUUCUAUGAAGUUCUCAAAGACCCACCCCUAAACACAUGGUGUCGUUUAAAAGCACAGAAUGUCCUCUGUAUGGUGCUUUAAUACCGAACAUUAUAGCAUAUUCAGUUUGGGAGGUACACUUCAAAACAUUUGCCCACUAGAGUGGACAACAAUGAAGGGC